This is a messenger RNA of Arabidopsis lyrata subsp. lyrata, 2561 nucleotides long. RefSeq names its product GATA transcription factor 26. The record is from RefSeq and is a predicted model, not a curated record. The transcript is spliced from 8 exons. Gene Ontology annotation, molecular function: sequence-specific DNA binding; zinc ion binding. The coding region runs from base 548 to 2104 and encodes 518 amino acids. Gene Ontology annotation, biological process: regulation of DNA-templated transcription. NCBI's taxonomy places the organism in Eukaryota, Viridiplantae, Streptophyta, Magnoliopsida, Brassicales, Brassicaceae.
ACAAACAGUUUCUCGCUCUAAACCCUCAAAGUUGCUCUAUCUCUCUCUUCUCCUUUUUCACAGCCAUUUAUUAGAUUCCUCUCUCACAAUUAGUCUCUUCUCUUUUCUAUUGGAUUGUUGUAUUAGACUGAUAGCUCAAGGAACCCCAAAAAAAAAAAAAAAGAUAAACAAAGGAUAAAAAAAAUUAUCUUCUUGAAAUUGUUCUCUUUCUUGGUUUGAUUUUGUCAAUUUUCAUAAACUCAGUUUUUAAGAUUUUGUAUUUCUGUAAUUUCUAGAAGUUGCUCAUAGGAAAUUUUCUGGGUUUUUUCUUGGCUUCAAUUUGCAGAAAAAAAAAAUUCUGGGUUUUUUCCUUAGCAGAGAGAAGGUUCUUAAAACUUGUUUGUUGUAUAUUCCAAUUAUAGCUGAAUAUUAAACACAAUUUAUAAACUUAAAUUUCUUUCCAAAAAAAUCUCUUCUUUAAGUCUAUAAAAAUUGCAACUUUCCUCUGAAAAUUAUAUUUUCAUUUUUUUGAAAAAAACAAAACAAAAAAGAGAGAGAUAGAGAGAUUAUGGGGAAGCAAGGACCUUGCUACCACUGUGGAGUUACAAACACACCUUUGUGGCGAAAUGGACCACCAGAGAAGCCUGUAUUGUGCAAUGCGUGUGGAUCGCGUUGGAGAACAAAGGGAACACUUGUGAACUAUACACCGCUUCAUGCUCGUGCUGAUGGUGAUGAGAAUGAUGAUCAGCACAGGUUUCAAAGAAUGAAGAGCAUUUCUGUAAGCUAUAAGAACAAAGAGACAAAGAUGCUCAAGAGGAAAGCAAUUCAAGAAAACAUCAUCAUGAAAAGACCGGUCUUGGAAUUCAAUUAUGGUUUGAAGAAGGCUGUGAUAGAGGAGGAUGCCAGUAAUAGAUCAAGUUCUGGUUCGGCUGUAUCAAACUCUGAGAGCUGUGCACAGUUUAGUAGUGCAGAUGGGAGUGAGUUAUCAGGUCCAUCUCAAUCUAAUGCGUGGGACACAACUGUUCCUUGCAAGAGGAGGACGUGUGUGGGCCGUCCAAAGUCCUCUUCUGUUGAAAAGCUCACAAAGGACCUUUACAAUAUUUUACAAGAGCAGCAAUCUUCGUGUCUCUCAGUUUCAUCAGAGGAAGAUCUUCUUUUUGAGAAUGAAAUGACAAUGGUCUCUGUUGAGAUUGGACAUGGGAGUGUUCUGAUGAAGAAUCCCCAUUCGUUUUCUCGGGAAGAGGAGUCUGAAGCCAGCUCGCUCUCUUCGAUUGAGAAUAAGUCUUCCAUCAGUGAGGCAUACUCACAUUCUGUGAAGCGUGUUGAGAUUGGAGCAGAGAGAGGUUCAUACUAUGGUGGACAAACAAUAAAGCAAGAACAAUUCAAUAGAAACAAGUCUCAAACUGAAAGAGUGCAUGUCCUGGGGAGCCAUGGUUCACCACUCUGUAGCAUAGAUUUGAAGGAUGUUUUCAACUUUAAUGAGUUCAUAGAACAAUUCACAGAGGAAGAACAGAAGAAACUGAUGAAAUUGCUUCCUCAGAUUGACUCUGAUGACCUUCCUGAUAGCCUCAGAAUUAUGUUCGAAAGUGCUCAGUUCAAGGACAACUUCUCUUUGUUUCAGCAGCUCAUUGCUGAUGGUGUCUUUGAUGUCUCUUCUUCCUCUGGGGCAAAACUCGAAGACAUCAGGACUUUUAAGAAGCUUGCUUUGGCAGAUUUCAACAAAUCUCGUUUGGUGGAAAGCUAUAACCUCCUCAAGGAACGAGAAAAAGGGACCGGAGAUUCUGUUACUACAACUUCAAAAAGCUCAAUCCCAAAUGUACCUAAAAAUAUUGUAACCAUUAAGAGGCGCUGUGAAGACCAAACCCAAUUAAAGUCAGAGUCAAGGGGGCUAAUGAGGAGCCCCAAAAGGGUGAUGAAGAUGAAAGCAAGCCAUGAAAGCAAAGUUAUGACAGAGAACAAUGUCUCAUGCUUCAGACCAAGAAGCUUGGCUUCUGUGUUUGCACAAGAAGGUGGCUCUGCAGUGUUUGGCUAUGAAGGUAAUUGCAGUUCUGAUCAAGAUCUCCUUCUUCUGGACUUGCCGUCAAAUGGGUCAUUUCCUCAAGCAGAGCUGCUUCACCAACUCUGAGAGGUCAAAGCUUCAGCCCUCAUUGAGCUUCUCAGAGUUUAAAAGAAGGAUUUUUAAGCUCUAUAUCUUAUCUUGAUUGAUCGAGAAUGACGAGAGAGACUCUUAGGCUUUCUGAGAAAACGACCAAAUGAGGUUUCUGCUUUAGGAAUUGGAAUUUGCAGACAUAAGAAAAAAGGAAGGAUUUUUAUUUGAGUCUUGCUUGGGCUUCUCUUUGGUGGUUAAGUUUAUAAAGGUGGGUCUUAUAAUAUACAUAUAUACAUAAAGCCUCUUCUCUUACCUCUCUUUCAGUGACCCUUUUAAACUUAAGUUCCAUUUUUUUGGUUUCUUUUCUUUGGACCUUUUUAGUUUCUGCUUCUUUUUUCUUUUUCUUUUUUUGUAUAGGAUGAAAAGAUACUGUAAUAUCAUGUAAACUUCCCCAAAUGCAGAAAAUGGAGUAAUUGAGUACUUUAUUAGAUUU